Chinchilla lanigera (long-tailed chinchilla) is the source of this 2050-nucleotide messenger RNA. RefSeq names its product serine racemase (gene Srr). The transcript has 8 exons. Gene Ontology annotation, cellular component: cytoplasm. The record is from RefSeq and is a predicted model, not a curated record. Gene Ontology annotation, molecular function: magnesium ion binding; serine racemase activity; L-serine ammonia-lyase activity. Lineage: Eukaryota; Metazoa; Chordata; Mammalia; Rodentia; Chinchillidae. Gene Ontology annotation, biological process: pyruvate biosynthetic process; D-serine biosynthetic process; L-serine metabolic process. The coding region runs from base 961 to 2025 and encodes 354 amino acids.
CAAAGGUAGGAAAAGACAAAGCAAAAUAGAAGGAAGAAUAAAGAUAAAAUGUAAUAAUAGAAGUACUUGAUAAAUUGAAGAGCUCAUUCUUCAGAAACAAAAGACAAAGCAGGUCACAUUUGUGGUAAAGAGUAAGGGGGAAAGGACAUCCUUUUAGAUGCCUCACAAACAAUUCAAAUUUAGUUCAUUAAAGUUCUGAUAUUCUUCCCAAAUGCUUGUUUCUUCACCAGUCUUACAUCUCAAUAAAUUAUACCACCAUCUAUGUGAAAACCUAGGAGUUACCUGUGACACCGCCAGUCUCCCUCAUCCCUAUAUUCAACCAACUUAUCGGGAUAUAUCUGUCUCCAUAAUGAGCAUAUAUGGAAUUAUCUUGGCGUUCUCAUCUUUUUCUCUUGAAAACUGCCCUUCGCUUUCAUUCAGAAAUACUCUCUCUCUCUCUCUGCUUUUUCUUCUUUCUUCCUUUAUUACACCUUCUUUUGCUGCUUAUUUUCCCUCAGGUGCAGAGUUAAGCCAGCCAUCUUGUUUUAUUUAACUAUCAUUAAUAAAGCCUUUCUCAUUUAUCCUUUUGCUCUGCAUUUCAAUUACCACUACUGUUCUGUCUCUUCCCGUAGGUAGUAUCUCUACUGUGUUUGUUACAUGUUCUUGAAUAUAUAUCUAUGUUUGAAUAAUAUACAUUGUUCUAUGUAUGUGUUUUGACUGUACAUAAUGGAUACUGCUAUAGAUCUCAUUCUGUUUCUUUAUCAUGUUUCUGUAAAUUCUUGUCACGAUUGCAUAGUGUUAUUUUAAAUGACCUCAGACCACUGGCCACUGGUCCUGGACCAAGAUGGGCCAGAGUCCUUACGCAGAAUUUUUUGAACUGAAAGAAAGAAAAUCCAUCUCCAGUGUGGAAGCCAUAAAAUGUAAAAACACAGGAGCUGUCAGCAGCCACUCGUCCUGCCAUAUGGAACCAGCUGGUCUGCAAUGAAAAAGGAGCCGACAUGCAAAAUGCAGCAGAGAACCAUGUGUGCUCAGUACUGCAUCUCCUUUGCUGAUGUUGAAAAAGCUCAUAUCAACAUUCGAGAUUAUAUACAUCUCACACCAGUGCUAACAAGCUCCAUUUUGAAUCAAGUAGCAGGGCGCAGUCUUUUCUUCAAAUGUGAACUCUUCCAGAAAACUGGAUCUUUUAAGAUUCGUGGUGCCCUUAAUGCCAUCAGAGCCUUAAUUCCUGCCACUUUAGAAGGGAAGCCCAAAGCUGUUGUUACUCACAGCAGUGGGAACCAUGGCCAGGCUCUCACCUACGCUGCCAAACUGGAAGGGAUUCCUGCUUAUAUUGUGGUGCCCCAAACGGCUCCCAACUGUAAAAAACUGGCAAUACAAGCCUAUGGAGCUUCCAUAAUAUACAGUGAGCAGAGUGAUGAGUCUAGGGAAAAGGUUACAAAAAGAAUUAUGGAAGAAACAGAAGGCAUCCUGGUACAUCCCAACCAAGAGCCUGCAGUAAUAGCUGGGCAAGGAACAAUUGCCCUGGAAGUGCUGAACCAGGUUCCCUUGGUGGAUGCACUGGUGGUACCUGUAGGCGGAGGAGGAAUGGUUGCUGGAAUAGCAAUUACAGUUAAGGCUCUGAAACCUAGUGUGAAGGUAUAUGCUGCUGAACCCUUGAAUGCAGAUGACUGCUACCAGUCCAAACUGAAAGGGGAACUGACCCCCAAUGCUUGUCCUCCAGAAACUGUAGCAGAUGGUGUCAAAGCCAGCAUUGGCACAAACACGUGGCCUAUCAUAAGGGACCUUGUGGAUGACGUCUUCACUGUUACAGAGGAUGAAAUUAAGUAUGCAACCCAGCUUGUGUGGGAGAGGAUGAAACUACUCAUUGAACCUACAGCUGGUGUUGGAGUAGCUGCUGUGCUGUCUCACAACUUUCAAACAGUUUCUCCAGAAGUAAAGAACAUUUGUAUUGUGCUAAGUGGUGGAAAUGUAGACUUAACUUCCCUGACUUGGGUGAAGCCAGCUGAAAGGCCAGGUCCCAAUCAGCCAUUCAUUUAUGCAAAAUGAAGAGAUGUGAUUAAGUGUCUCUACA